AUGAUUAUGUUGAAGACAUUAUUUAGACCAAUAACUGCAACCAGAUUAAAUAAUUUAUUUGUCAAACCACAAAGAAAUACUCUAUUAUCUCUUAUGAAUAUAAAUGUGGGUAGUAAUAGAAAACAUUAUUCUACUGAAUUAAAGAAUGAACAAGAGAAUAAUACAAGUACAUCACAGUCACCCAUUGACAUAACACCUCUAAAAUUAGCUACUGAUUUAUAUGCUGUGUUUAGAAUACAUAACCGUCCUUAUUUAGUCACUGAAGGUGAUAAAGUUAUUUUACCAUUUAAAAUGAAACAAGCCGAAGUUGGUGAUAUUUUAAGACUAACAGAUGUUAUAACUUUAGGAUCACGUAAUUUCACAUUAAAGGAUAAUCCAAUAGAUCCAAGUUUGUAUAAUUUGAAAGCCACUGUCAUUGAAAAGACCAAACGUAAAUUUGAAAUCAGAGAAGUGACAAAGAGACGGAAUAGAAGAGUUCGUCAUGCAAAAAGAAAAGGUGACUUGACCAUUUUAAGAAUUAGUAAAUUGGAAGUUGUUUAA
Arxiozyma heterogenica is the source of this 540-nucleotide messenger RNA. RefSeq names its product mitochondrial 54S ribosomal protein bL21m MRPL49 (gene MRPL49). Gene Ontology annotation, cellular component: ribosome; mitochondrial large ribosomal subunit. NCBI's taxonomy places the organism in Eukaryota, Fungi, Ascomycota, Saccharomycetes, Saccharomycetales, Saccharomycetaceae. The coding region runs from base 1 to 540 and encodes 179 amino acids. The transcript has a single exon. The record is from RefSeq and is a predicted model, not a curated record. Gene Ontology annotation, molecular function: structural constituent of ribosome.